Molecule: messenger RNA, 4911 nt
Organism: Manis pentadactyla (Chinese pangolin)
Lineage: Eukaryota; Metazoa; Chordata; Mammalia; Pholidota; Manidae
Gene: RRM2B
Product: ribonucleotide reductase regulatory TP53 inducible subunit M2B
Exons: 10
Coding region: 199-1266 (355 amino acids)
Biological process (GO): deoxyribonucleotide biosynthetic process
Cellular component (GO): cytosol
Molecular function (GO): ribonucleoside-diphosphate reductase activity, thioredoxin disulfide as acceptor
Source: RefSeq, a predicted model, not a curated record
UCCGGCAGGCCAGAGUAGGAGGGGUCUCUGCCGCUGGGGCGGAGCGGACUCAGCGGACCGCCGGCCACCUGGGUACUGUUCCAGUUGGAGGUGGCCUGCGGCGCCCGGUUUCCUCAGCUUCCGUAGCUCUGGCGGAGUCUGCGCGAUGGGCGAUGCGGAAAGGCCGGAAGCGGCCAGGCCCGAGCAGGAUGAGGCCACAUGUUAUCAGAAUGGGACAGGAAAAACGCAUGUACAAAUGACUUGCAUUCUAAUUUAAAGAGGUUAUCUUCAGAUACCAACGAAAAUGAAGCGAAAUCAAAUGAAGAGCCACUCCUAAGAAAGAGUUCUCGCCGAUUUGUCAUCUUUCCAAUCCAGUACCCCGAUAUUUGGAAAAUGUAUAAAAAGGCACAGGCAUCCUUCUGGACAGCAGAAGAGGUUGACUUAUCAAAGGAUCUCCCUCACUGGAACAAGCUUAAAUCAGAUGAGAAAUAUUUUAUUUCUCAUAUCUUAGCUUUCUUUGCCGCCAGUGAUGGAAUUGUGAAUGAAAAUUUGGUGGAGCGCUUUAGUCAGGAGGUGCAGGUUCCAGAGGCUCGCUGUUUCUAUGGCUUUCAAAUUCUCAUCGAGAAUGUUCACUCAGAGAUGUACAGUUUGCUAAUAGACACUUACAUCAGAGAUCCCAAGAAAAGGGAAUUUUUAUUUAAUGCAAUUGAAACAAUGCCAUAUGUUAAGAAAAAAGCAGAUUGGGCAUUGCGAUGGAUAGCAGAUAGAAAAUCUACUUUUGGAGAAAGAGUGGUGGCUUUUGCUGCUGUAGAAGGAAUUUUCUUCUCAGGAUCUUUUGCUGCUAUAUUCUGGCUAAAGAAAAGAGGUCUUAUGCCUGGACUCACUUUUUCCAAUGAACUCAUCAGCAGAGAUGAAGGUCUUCACUGUGACUUUGCUUGCCUGAUGUUUCAGUACUUAGUAAAUAAGCCUUCAGAAGAAAGGGUCCGGGACAUCAUUAUUGAUGCUGUUGAAAUUGAGCAAGAGUUUUUAACAGAAGCCUUGCCAGUUGGCCUCAUUGGAAUGAAUUGUGUUUUGAUGAAACAGUAUAUUGAGUUUGUUGCUGACAGAUUACUUGUGGAACUUGGAUUUUCAAAGGUUUUUCAGGCAGAAAAUCCUUUUGAUUUUAUGGAAAACAUUUCUUUAGAAGGGAAAACAAAUUUCUUUGAGAAACGGGUUUCAGAGUAUCAGCGUUUUGCAGUCAUGGCAGAAACAACGGAUAAUGUCUUCACCUUGGAUGCAGAUUUUUAAAACCCUCCCUAUAACUAAAAAUUGGUAAAUGGCAGUUUAUUUUUCUUUUCUAAAAAACUUAAGUGUCUCCUUUAGGGAAUAGGAGUUUGCUCGAAAGGAAUCCCAAACCAAAUUUCAAUCAAGUUGAAUUUAUAUAAAUGCACUCUAAUUUUCCUGUUUAACACCCAGAGUGACCUAAAUGAUUUUGCUUUGUCACUAGAAUGUAAGAAGGCAUUACACAGUGGUUAAGAGCAGGACAUGAGGGAUCAGAUAUGAGUUUGAGAAUCUGUCCUUAAUUGACUCUCAGCAAGUCAGUUAAUCUCUCGAAACCUCAAUACUUAUCUUUAAACUGAAUGUAAUAGUAGAUCCUAAAUUCAUAGAGUGGAUAUGAGGGUUAAGGCACAAAAUAAGUGCUUAGCCAAUACAACCACCACCAUCACCACUAUUACUUCUUUUUAUUAUGUUAAUAGUGUUCAUUGUAGUGGUAGUGUGAUAAAAUGCUCCCAUCUUCUCAAAGUAGUUGUGAUUCUAGGUCCUAAGAUCUGGAAUUAGAUCUUUAUAGUUUUAAUGUUUGAGAAAAAAUACAAAGAUUUCCUAAAAAUGAUUAUAAUUCUCAUUAACUUGAGAAUAACUUCUUUUAGUUCCUUAGUGUGUAGUAAAGGAAACUUAUUUCCUAGUUGCUUUGGUCAAGAUCUUUAUGGAGUGGAAUCCAGGAGGUUAUCCUGGUAGUUGAGCUUGUCAGCAAAAUGAUUCCACUCUUUCAAAAAUUAAAAAGAUAAUUAUUGCCAGAUGUAGUGGAAUGUUUAAAGCCAGGGUAAAUUAGCUAGAAUAGCAUUUCUCAAAGAAUUUUCUAAGAGCUUUUAACCCCUCUAGAUAUUUCAUGGGGACAAAACAGGAUGCUGUGAUCAAAUGAGUUUGGGAAAUGCUGUAUGCUCGAUUCUUCUUUAGAAUGUCUAGUCAGUACAUUGAAGACUGAGAUAUUAUACUGUAUAUGUAAACUUAUUUCCCCCUGCAUAUUCCAAACUUAACACAGAUCUGUUUUUUACCUGUUAACAUCUACCUAACUAGUAAUCCUCAGACUGUACUUUGGAAAAAGCUGACCUAGAACCUUUUUAUACGUAAAGGAAGGACUUGUGGACUAAGCAGAGGGGAACCUGGUAGUAAUUUUUGAGCCAUUUCAAAUUUGUGCCAAGCUGAGUAAUGAACCUCUGAUUGACCUCAGCCUGUGUUUCUUUAAUACUCUUGACACCCUUUUAUGCUAUUAGAAUAUAGAGUUCUUUUAAUGGAACUCUGCACAUUGCCUGAUAGCAGAGGGCAAGAGAGAUGAAGGUCUCGGCAGAGGAGGCUAGGAAAGGCCAGGAGCCAAGGUCUCUGUUAGGAGGUAGAGUGAGCCCCAGAAAGCAGUGUGAUUCCCCACUCACAGCAAACUACUUCAUAAAAUUCUAGAAGCUAAAAUUUAGAGAUUUUCUCUCUCUCUCUUUUUUCCUCCAUUCAUUACACAGUGACCUAAUUCACUAAAACUAAGGGUUCUCAAGUAGAUGCAAAAGGAGCAGGCCAUAACUUUGUUAGAGAAAAUAUUGAAAUUUGAGAUAUUUUGGCUUAUGCUAAUACUAUUAUUUGUUCAGUGCUUGAUAGUUUGCCAAGUGUUUUUAUAUCAUCUCAUUUGAUCUCACAACGCCUUUACAAGCUUGACAGAGCGGCUAGUAUUGAAAUUUUACCAAUGGGAGACAGUCUCAGAGAAGUGAAGUGACUUAGCUAAGAUCUGCUCAUAUCAUUGUCCCUAUAGUAUAGUUAUUUUUUCUUUAGAGGUUACCAUCUUUCUUAUAUUUAGUCUUUGUAUCCACCUUGGUUUGAUUUUGUCUGUUUCCUCAUUAAGUAUCACAGACUUUAAUUAAGGGAGGACAUCACAUUAAUUGAAGUAUCAAAGAAUCAUAAACAUUUUAGCCAUAUUUAGGUAAUAUGUUCAAAGACACUUAUCUACUGCCAUAUAAAAACUUAACAUCAAAAUUGACAAUACCUGUAAUGUCAUCAGAAUGAAAGAAAAAAGUUUUACAGCACAUAUUCCUUUUAUUUUGAAUCCAAAUCUUAUAGGUAAUGACAGGUGCCUUAAUAUGAAGCUUAUCUAUAGUAGCAAUAAACUUACUGUAUAGAAAUGAAGAAUUAAUACUGAAAUACUGGAUUUUUUAUACACUGGUUUAUUAUAUUCAGUAUUCUCUACCCUUUUCCAGGCCUUCAACUUGCUUAUUUAUUUAUUAUAUUUAAUAUUUUAGUUCUUAAUUCUUAAGGAAUUAAGGAGUUGAAGAAUCUCUUUCUAAUAUCUUGUAGGUAAAGAAAAAAUUCAGGUAUGUUUACAACUCUUUUUUUAACAGCACAUAUAUUUAAAUCAUUGCUAUAAUAAAGUUAAGUUCAUUAUUUAGGAACAUAAAAAUAUGUGUCCUAUCAUAUAUUGCACUUAUAAAAAAUGUGCCAUUGUAGUAGGUAUAAUUACGGCCUGGAAGGACUUGGGAGGACAGUUUGACCCAAUGCUUUCAGACAGGGUUGCUUUGCUGUCCAAUUACAUGCAGUAAUAAACAAUUAUUCUACAAUAUAAGCUUACCUCAGUCAUGUCUUGAUAUGUGAAUUUUUGUAGUUGUCUCAUUUUGGACUAUACAAAUGUUUCUGCUGCUUUUGCCAUUUGAUUUUUCAUGUGUUCAUGAAAAGAAGUGGUGAUUGAGCAUUGAAGACAAGUAGUGACUCUAUAGCAUCUUACUAUGUUGAUGGACAGGGAUUGUAAUGGGUGUUGGGGGGGACUUGAUAAUAUGGGUGAAUGUAGUAACCACAAUGUUGCUCAUAUGAAACUUUCAUAAGAUUGUAUAUCAGUGAUACCUUAAUAAAAAAAUAGUGGUGAUUGAGCAAGCAGCAGUUCACAUAUUUAAAAAAAUUAUUUAACAUUGGAAUUUUGCAUUUUAUAUUUUAGAUACACUAACAUCACUUAUCAUAGAAUUCUCAAAUUGCAUUUGUACAGAUUCUGCUAAGGGCUAACUGUCACUAACUGAUUUUCAGUGAUAACGAAAUCUGCCAACAGGCUGCCUGAAAGCCAGUUUAGUCCUACAAUCAGGUAUUAUGUUUUUGAUGUAAAGUGAGUAGAUUAGUAGCCAAUUUAGGAACCCCUCCUCAGCAGAAUCUGAGUGACACAGAAGUGAAAUUUGUUGUUUUUCCCCACCCUUUAAAUGGUCUGCUCCUUUUUAGACAGCUGCUAGUUUGAAGGAAACCUAAUAUUCCUGAGGCCUUAGGAAGAAAGGAUCGAUUUAAGCCUUCAGUUUUCAGACUUAAUACUGUUAAAGAAAAUAUAGAUGAAAAUGGAAAGCUAGGGAAUGAUUUUUUCUUUUGUAUGGAUAAAAAUAUAACAAUUCAGUCUUGAAAUGUAUAAGAUUUAUUUAUGCAUUUGACUGUUUUACAACUGUGUUUUGAUUUUUUCAAAUGUUCGAUCAUUUUAGCAAAGUUACUUGGUAUCUACUGUGUAUGUAGAAAGCUUUACUAGGUGUGAUGUACUGAAAUGUUUUUUGUUAAAAUACAUUAUGGUCAAUCAACCAAGUCUGCAUAUAUAGAAUAUGGUUUUUAUCAAAGAAAUGAGUUGUUUUGUUAUUUUUGGGGUUUAAUAUAUUGAAAUAAAUUGUAUCAUAGCUA